This is a messenger RNA of Equus quagga, 3703 nucleotides long. RefSeq names its product low density lipoprotein receptor class A domain containing 3 (gene LDLRAD3). Gene Ontology annotation, biological process: receptor-mediated endocytosis. Gene Ontology annotation, molecular function: protein binding. The coding region runs from base 117 to 1049 and encodes 310 amino acids. The transcript is spliced from 6 exons. The record is from RefSeq and is a predicted model, not a curated record. NCBI's taxonomy places the organism in Eukaryota, Metazoa, Chordata, Mammalia, Perissodactyla, Equidae. Gene Ontology annotation, cellular component: plasma membrane.
UGAAGGAGUCUUCAUUAUUCUGUUGGAAGGCGCUGUGCCAUCUCCUUGACCUUGAACAGGGCCAGCUGCUCCCAGGGAACAACUUCACCAAUGAGUGCAACAUUCCAGGCAACUUCAUGUGCGGCAACGGGCGCUGCGUCCCUGGCGCCUGGCAGUGCGACGGGCUGCCCGACUGCUUUGAUGGCAGCGACGAGAAGGAGUGCCCCAAGGCUAAGUCGAAGUGCGGCCCUACGUUCUUCCCCUGUGCCAGCGGCGUCCACUGCAUCAUCGGCCGCUUCCGCUGUAACGGGUUCGAGGACUGUCCUGACGGCAGCGACGAGGAGAAUUGCACAGCAAACCCUCUGCUCUGCUCCACUGCCCGCUACCACUGCAAGAACGGCCUCUGCAUUGACAAGAGCUUCAUCUGUGACGGGCAGAACAACUGUCAGGACAACAGCGACGAGGAAAGCUGUGAAAGUUCUCAAGAACCGGGCAGCGGGCAGGUGUUUGUGACUUCGGAGAACCAGCUGGUCUACUACCCCAGCAUCACCUAUGCCAUCAUCGGCAGCUCCGUCAUCUUCGUGCUGGUGGUGGCCCUGCUGGCGCUCGUCUUGCACCACCAGCGGAAGCGGAACAACCUCAUGACGCUGCCUGUGCACCGGCUGCAGCAUCCCGUGCUGCUCUCCCGCCUGGUGGUCCUGGACCACCCCCACCACUGCAGCGUCACCUACAACGUCAACAACGGCAUCCAGUACGUGGCCAGCCAGGCUGAGCAGAACGCGUCGGACGUGGGCUCCCCGCCCUCCUACUCAGAGGCCCUGCUGGACCAAAGGCCCGCCUGGUAUGACCUGCCCCCGCCACCCUACUCUUCCGACACGGAGUCUCUGAACCAAGCCGACCUGCCACCUUACCGCUCGAGGUCCGGGAGUGCCAACAGCGCCAGCUCCCAGGCUGCCAGCAGCCUCCUGAGCACAGAAGAGGCCGGCCACAGCCCGGGGCAGCCUGGCCCUCGGGAGGGUGCCGCCGAGCCCAGGGACUCCGUGCCCAGCCAGGGCCCCGAAGAAGUAUAAAAUCCAGUUAUUCCGAAGUCCACAUGGGUUAAUCUGCUCUGACUUGUUAUCAUCUUAACAACUUGCGCUCACGGGAAGCUCCUCAGGGUGCCUCGGUGAUUUGGGGUCAGCUGUGUCUCCGUUCCUCCUCCCCCAGGUUUCAGGGAUGUUCUCUGGAGGGUGACCUGGCAUUUUUCUGGCCUCUCAGUUGAUGUGAUGCGUUGGGCAUCUUUUCUGGGAGGCUGCUCCUCCUUCUGGGCCCAGGAUCACAGCCCCACUCUUCACGUCCUGGUUCUGUCGUGGCUGGAGUCUUGCUGGGUGGGCGGCGUGAGUUUGCAGGCAGCGGGAUGAAGCGGUAUAAGUAGGCCUUGAGACAGCAUUGUCUCUGGGUCGUGUUGGAUGUUCAGAAGGGCGGGAGACACUGGACCAGAUUCUCUGUGGGCUGCCACCUGAUAGCUCCAUCUGGGGAUUUGGGUUGGAGGGUGCGCCCAGGAGGCUGUCAUUGGAUGGCCGCCCUGGGGAGAGUCCGGGGGGCUCAGAACCUGCCCUGUGCUCCCCUCUCUGGUGCUGUCAGUUCGGCAGAGGCAGUGGCCACAGGAGACUUUGACGUGAGCAACGCCCUUCAGUCAUCAGCAGUGUCCUUUUGGUUUUGUGGAUGACUCUGAAACUGUCUACUCUGGGUAGAUUCUGGCUUUAAACCUUGGCUGAGAAUCCUCUUUUGAGAGCUGUCGCAGCCGAGGAUGUCAUCAGCCUCUCCUGUCGGGGGCUAUCCAAGUGCUCAGCUCCUGAAGUGCGGGCUGCUGAGAGCAGGGCCUUGCUGUGGUCCACGGUCCCUUUGGUCCCUGGCUUCUGGAUUGUCCCCUCCCAGCUGUGACCUGCCCACAGCCAAGGGAUAAGGACACAACUUGAGGUGGCCAAUAAUCUGAUCCGGCCCUGCGUCCCUGUAACCAACCCCGCUGCCUUGCCCGUUCAUGCACCUGCGACACCAGCCUCCUAAAUCCCCCCAGCACUCGGGGUCCUUUUACCUGUGUGUCUGGACCGCCGAUGCUGCGGUUUCUCACCCCGGUGAGAACCACGUUCAGUCCCUCCCGCCAGAGCGCCCCUCCCCAAGGGCCCAACUACCAGUGCCCAACUUAGGGUCAGACCCCUCCUGACAUCCCAUAGUUUCUCCUGUGAGACAUGAACAACAGACAAUUUGGAGUCAAGGUUUGCCAUUCGGACUUUUAAAAAAAAAAUCUCUUAGAAAUGCAUUUGGGGCAGUGUGUUUGUUUUUCCCCUUCUAGUUAAGGGACUAUUUAUAUGUGUAUAGGAAGGCUGUCUUUUGUUUGUUUGUUUUCCAUUAGUGAGGUCCAAAGAAAGAUGCGAAAGGAGAUGGCACCUUUGUCCCUCGGAGCCCUGAUGACAAGUCACCCCAGACUGACCUGUGUGCCAGGCGUUCGUGCGUUGUUGCACUUUGAAUUAUUAUUUAUCAUAUUCUUGAAGGAAGCAGAAAAAGGGAUGUCCUUUUCUCUUGGUUCACAGUCUCUGUUGUGCUAGCUUUCCUCUUUCUCUGUGCCAGCCAGCCACACCCCCUGGGGAAAUAACGGGUAGAAAGGUGGGCCUUAUUUGGCAAGAAACCACACUGAGCGAUGGGGGGCAAAACUGGAACAGGUGGAGGCACUGGAGGUGGCCCCCCCGCCCCGGGCUUCUUUCCGUAGCUGAGAAAGGUGCGCGUCCUCUGAUUAUGUUCAGAUGGAGCCUGCAGGAGCGGGGUGAAGUGGCAUUCAGUGAUUCUGUUCUGUAGACUUUUUUUUUUUUUAACCAAAAUCCAAAGUAUAUUACAGGAAAGCUAGCCACUUGGUUGUUUUUUUUUUUUUUUAAGUAAAUGAAAGGAACCUAGUUGCUUGUAUCUUUCGUUUUUAAAAUAACGCUUGAGUUAUUUUCUGAGUAAUCCAAUAAAGAAAGGGUUUUUGAUGGGCGCCAACGUGCUUUGGGAACCCUGGCUGAACCCCACAUCUCCAUGAGUCCGAGGGCUUCAUUCCGCCUUUGAUGGGCCCUGCUUCUUUCUGGUGCUCUGGAAGUUGUUUAGAGGAAAGGAUUCUAACUUUAAUUAAUUGUGGGGUGAAUUAAUCUCACACACUUUUCUGCUUCCAGGCUUCUUAGGAAAAACAAAUGGUCCUAGUAGAUAAGGGCAGCCUAUUAGUGUUGUUUUUUAAAACAAACAAAGGGACAUUUUUAUUAUAGAUUUGAUUUUUUUAAUGAAUGUUUUAAAAAAUAUAUAAGUAGGACACCAAAGCUGCAGGGUUUUUGGGGGGUUUUUUUCCUCACUCAAGAUAGCAAAUAAGUAGCCAGCAAUAUUUUUUAACUCAUUCCAACCAGGAUGUUUUUUUAUUCAUUGCCUAAAUCUAUGCCAAUGAGAAAACCGUGUCUACUGUCAUUUCUCAAAUGAGAUCAGCGGGUCCUUUUUAUUUUAACAUUAGAAUCAGUCCACUGUGGUGGAUAGCCUGACUCAGCGCCCUUGACUUUGAAAUCGACAUCCUAAAAAAAUGCAGCUAAGUGGUUACUUAACAGUGUGUGAUGUUCACAGCUGAUGCAAACUGGGAAGGUUGUGUGUGGUUGCUCUUUGGUUUUUGGUUAGGUUUUAUUUUUUUUUUUUAAUUUUAUACUUUCAAAUAAACUUGCAGUUUUCACUCUUU